AGCAUUACAAAGGAUCACAUGUGUUGUUUAAAACAGCUGGCACGCGGACGGGAGAGACACGAAAGGUAAAAUGUCGGUUCGAUGACGUGCGAUUAGCGUCGCUUGACAACUCUACAAGGCGCACUCGUGCUACAGCGGAUGUUGCUUUCGACAGUUUAGACAGCCAGCUAUAUGUGAAAAUGUUAUAGUUGCAUCACGUGUGAGGCUUUCCAGACGCACUUGCCACGCACUCUCUCUCUCUACCUAUAAAAGCCUUCUCCGACACUGCAUUUAGGCUUUUUCUAUUCAAUUCAUUAAAUGGCUGAUGCAAAGCCCACCGUUGUUAGAUGUCCCUUCCCCACUGCCAUCGUCACGCGGCCGUCGCCGAACGGCAACCCAGGCUCAUAUCAGACACUAGUUUGGAGUAAUGACAAGGAUGCGCUCUUCACCGGCGCGCGGACCCAAGUCUUUGAGCUGCUGCUGUCGCCGCAUGAGCCUGCGCAACUCAGCGCCGAGCCCCUAGAGCUCAAGGAGCGCAUUCCCGACGGCUCCGGCGGCACGGAGCUCCGGCCCUACAGCUGCAAGGUGGCCCUUCAUCGCGCCGUGUACGACCCCUUCAGCGGCUGCAUCUACUUUGUGGAGGGCCGCGGCCUGAUGCGCCUUGACUCUGAGAACGUGGUGACGCGAGUGGCCGGGCACCGCGAGCUGUGCGGCACCGCGGAUGGCCCCGGCCUGACUGUGGCGCGGUUCCAACUGCCCCACUCCGUAACCAGUGACGGCGCGGGCGGCUUGCUGGUGGCGGACUGCGGCACGGUGCGGCGUGUGUCACUGCCGGGGCCGGACGCGCCGCCGGGAGCCGCCGAGGCAACCGUGGCCACUGUGUACGGCGGCCCCUGGUGCGCGGGUUUCGUGGACAUUGCGUACGACGCCGCGCACGGGCGGCUGUACGCCGCCACCAUGUCCGCCGUGUACCGCCUAAGUGACGAGGGCCGCGUGCCGACACGCGUCGCUGGAUUCGAAACGGCGGCGGCGGCGGCGGCUGUAGCAGGAGGCGGCGGCGGCGGCGGUGGCAGUGGCAGUAGCAGCACUGGGAGCGGGCCGGGCGGCGGAGGAGGAGGAGCGGGAGGGGGAGCGGGAGGGGGGCGCGGCGCGCCCGGCGGCGGCUGGGCGGCGGGGGCGGCUGGCGGCUGGGGCGGGAGUGUGGAGGCGCUGGGGGCAGCAGCAGGAUGGGCAGGAGGAGGGGCAGGAGGAGGUGGUGGUGGGCAGCUUCAGGGUUAUGGCAGUGGCGAGGGGCCGAGCAGUGGCGGCGGCGGCGGCGGGCGCGGGUUCCUGGGCUUCAGCGGCAUCACCGGGCUGGUGGCGGACUCGGAGGGGCGGCUGUUCAUUGCGGACAGGCAGCAGGUGUAUCGGCUGGAGGCGGACGGUGGGCCCGGCACGGUCAUAUGUGUGGGCAAGGCAGAUACCAGCGGCGGCGCAGUGGGCUGCUACCCCACGCUCCUGCCCGGCGGCUGUCUGGCACUGGCGCAGUACCACGACCGCCGCGUAUUACUAAUGGCGCUGGGGCUGCCGUACGGCGGCGGCGGCGGCGGCUGGGGCGGCGACGGCGACGGCGGCGGGCUGCGGCUGCACGGGCUGCAGGGGGUGGGGCGCGGCGGCGGCGUGGGCGAGGGCGUGGCGGGGCUGCUGGGCGACCUGUCCGCGCUGCUUAGCUCCCCCGACCUGCAGGGGGCGGUGGGCGAGGGGGCGCAGGUGGCGGUGGCAGUGGGUGGCCGCCGCUUCACCGCGCACCGCCUCAUUCUGGCGGCGCGCUGCGAGUACUUCCGCCGCCUGUUUGCGGGCGGCUUCGCGGACAGCGGCGCGCGGGAGGUGGUGCUGCAGGACGCCGACCCAGACGCCUUUGCGGCCCUGUUGCGGCACAUGUACACGGGCGAGCUGGCCUUCCCGCUGCAGCUGCUGCGACCGCUGGCGGAGCUGGCGGACCGCCUGCUGCUGCCGCAGGUGGUUCGGCACGUGAAGCGGCGGCUGCUGGCGGCCACGCAGCCCGCCGGUGUGGUGGCAGAUAUGCUGUGGGCACACCAGCAGGGCUUCAAUGACCUGCUUGGCAAUCUCAAGGAGUGGUAUCUGGAACACCAACAAGAGGUGCUACGAGCUGCGCCCGACUCGGUUCGCCAGCUGUUCACCACCGCGCCCGCCUUCGCCUUCGAACUGCACUGCGCCACCGUCGGCAAGGCGGCUACAGCCGGCGGCGGCGCCAGCGGCGGCAGUAGCGGCAGUAGCGGAGCCGGCGGCAUCAGUACGGUCAGCUACAACGUCGGCGGCGGCCGGCGCUGACUGCUGCCGCGGCCACGGCCCGCUGGCGCUAGCGGGUGGUGGUCGUGGCGGUGGCAGUAGCGGCGGCGGCGGGCGGCGGCGGCUGUAGCUGCUGGCGGCGGCGGCUGCUGUAGCUGCUGGCGGCGGCGGCAGCUGCAGCUGCUGGCGGCGGCGGCGGCUGGUGGCGGGGGGAGCUGGAGGCUACAGCCGCGCAGAAUGAGGAGUUGAGAGGAGGAGGCGGUGUGUGUGCGUGUGUGUGUGUGUGUGUGUGUGUGUGUGUGUGUGUGUGUGUGUGUGUGUGUGUUAAAAAACGAAACGAAAGCCAGCGUGUGUGUGUGUGUGUGUGUGUGUGUGUGUGUUUGCUACGUAGACAGUUUGGUGUGAAACGCGCUGUAGGUACGGUAGUGCGGCGCAUUGCAAGUAGAGCACUAUCGGUGGUAGCUCCCCUUUAUCACACUGCCUUACACAAACGUUAUGGUUUGCCAGCGCAGCAGCAGUGCCCUCGCACUAUACGCGGUUGGGCGUGCGUGAUGGCAAAACGUAUGAUGUCCGGUUUGUCGUGACCAUGUGGUGUUUGUAAUAUCAUACAGGCAGUAGCAGUAGGGCAGUACGGUUACGGUUACGGGCGGUUAGCAUCACUAAGUAGUAGCAAGGUAGGUGUGCUUCCCCACGAUGCCUCGUGCUAUAGCCUUAGUGAUCACGGCACAAUGGUGAUGCCUGAUGGGAGAGAGACGUCACGGGGGCAUUGCAAUUACACGUCCGGUGUGGUACGGAAGAGAUAGACUGCGGGGAGGCCCACCCACCCUUCACGCUACAAUAGACGUACACUAGGUUUCUAGCGCACAUAUGUGUGCCUGUGUGUGUUUGUGUGUGCCUGUGCGCAUGUCAUGUGCAUCAUGCCUGAACGUGUACACAUGUUCACAAUGUCAGUGGCUACAGACGUGGCGCAGGCGACUGCACGUGCGCGUGAGGGAGAGCCCCACAGUACGGCAGUGCGGCGCCGGUGCUUCUUCCAUGUGUGUUUUUGUGUGUUUUGUGUGUGUGUGUGUAUGUGUGUGUGUAUGUGUUAAAUUGCACAAGGAUAACAUGUGUGGGUGUGGGUGUGUGGGUGGGCAAGCGACCAGUUCCGGGCGUGAGGCGCGGGACGCCGCGUGCAGCACAUGCUGUUCGCGACGGCGUGGGUGGCGUUUAGGUGCAAAAUUAGGUUGCAUUGGUUACAAGAGGGACUUGCUGACGCGAGUCGCUAUGAUUAGUUCGUCGCGGCUGUGGCGCCGUUGUCUGAUCACGUGAUGCGCGGCGCUGGGGGUUCUGCACACCCGCUGAAGCGUGCGCGCGUGCGCUUGCAUGCAUGGCGCUGUGUUGGGCGUACGUGUUGUUCCUGAGGAGGAGGUGGGGGCGGGCGCGGCGUCCGCUGUGCCCGGGGCAGGGCGUGGCGUGCUGAGGCCCAAAGCUAAGUGAUCGCGAUUGUGAUGUGAUAUUUGUGGGGCGGGUGCCUCUGGCGUGGGGCGUGUCAUGCUUUGGGCUGAUGAUGCUUGGGGCUAUUCAGGCUGUGUUGUGGUGGGGUGGGGUCAGGGCGAGUGGAGGUAUGCUUGGUGCACUCCGGCUGGUGCGGGAAUUAUACUGCAGGUGUGAUUAAGCGCGUGUUCCUCUUGUGGGGGCAACGUAAUGGAUGGCGGCUGAAGGGCGAUUCACCAAACGAAGAUUGCCACACUACCACAGUUAACACUGUUAUCACUGCAAAUCGCUCAAGCCACAGCCCUGGUCUCAAAGCCGAUUGUUGGCAGUGUUUGUUUUACUACUGAGAUGAGAGGUGGUGGUGGAGGGGGGCGGUGAAUGCUCACGUUGCCGCGCGGCUUUUGUGGGUGAUCCUGACUGCACCCGAAGGGGCGGCAGGUGGCGGCAGUUGGGUUUGCGUAGCAGGAGCGAGGUUGUCACGUGCCUUGGAGACUUGCAUGAGGCAUUCAUGCGGCAUGCGAAGACAGAGGCAGGUGCCAUCACACGCGCUUGUUACACUGUGUGUAGCAGUGAACACUGUAUGCACACAGACACGGAGUGUUUGUAGUAGGGUAGUCGGCAAAAGACACAACUAGAUGCCCCAGGGCGUGUUCCGCAGGGUUAUAUCCUUGUGUGGCGUAGAACUAUCGUUCCGCCCACAGUGUUGCAGAGUGUGGUGCACGCCUGGUGAUGUGCCGCUGGUUUCCACGGGAUGUGGGCAUCAAACAACGACGACUCCACCCUGUAACAACAAGCACGG
Molecule: messenger RNA, 4543 nt
Organism: Chlamydomonas reinhardtii
Lineage: Eukaryota; Viridiplantae; Chlorophyta; Chlorophyceae; Chlamydomonadales; Chlamydomonadaceae
Exons: 11
Coding region: 298-2310 (670 amino acids)
Cellular component (GO): ubiquitin ligase complex; cytoplasm
Molecular function (GO): protein binding
Source: RefSeq, a predicted model, not a curated record